AUGGGCAGAAAAUUGAUAUAUCUCUUCUUCCCCUUCCUCAUCCUCUCCGCGCUCACACCCACGGCCCUCGCAUCACCUAUCCAGCCAGAGACCAAUCCUCUACCUCUCGUGGUAUGGCACGGCUUGGGAGACAGCUAUGAAAAUGAGGGGAUGAAAAGUAUUGCACAGCUUGCGGAAGAAGUUAACCCAGGCACAUACGUAUAUUUGAUCCGGUUCGGCGAAUCCGGCACUCAGGAUCGGGAUGCCACUUUCUUCGGCAACGUCACGGCUCAAGUCGAAGAUGCAUGCCAGCAACUCGCAUCAGACCCUAUCAUAAGCAGUGCUCCUGCUAUAAAUGCGCUUGGCUUCUCACAAGGCGGCCAGUUCCUGCGAGCAUAUGCCCAGCGAUGUAACAAUCCUCCGGUUCACAACCUGGUCACCUUUGGCAGCCAACACAAUGGUAUAGCAAGCUUUACGAUGUGUAAAGAUUCCGGUGACUGGCUAUGCUGGAGCGUCAAUGCCUUGCUACGGUUUGGAACCUGGUCUGGUAUUGCGCAGUCCGGGCUGGUACCUGCGCAAUAUUUCCGUGACCCAGAGGAGAUGGGCGAUUAUCUCGAAUAUAGCAAUUUCCUUGCCGACAUCAACAACGAGCGGGUAACGAAGAACGAGAAGUAUAAGGAAAACCUAAAGAAGCUAAAUAAGUUUGUGAUGUAUAUGUUUAAGGAGGAUACUACCGUUGUUCCAAAGGAGAGUGCUCACUUCAUGGAGGUCAACGCUACAUCGGGUGAACACACUAAACUCCAGGACCGGCCGAUUUAUAAGGAAGACUGGCUUGGGUUGAAGGUCUUAGACGAGCAAGCUCGACUGGAAUUCCUGACUAUACCAGGUCGCCACAUGCAGCUCAGUGGCGCUCUUCUGAAAAAUACCUUCCGCAGUUAUUUUGGCCCUUUGCAGUCUGGAGAAACAGAAAAGACACCCGAGGCCAGUUUCCAAGUUCAGGAGUCGUAA
Messenger RNA from Arthroderma uncinatum, 987 nucleotides. Its product is annotated as palmitoyl-protein thioesterase 1. The transcript has a single exon. The coding region runs from base 1 to 987 and encodes 328 amino acids. The record is from RefSeq and is a predicted model, not a curated record. Lineage: Eukaryota; Fungi; Ascomycota; Eurotiomycetes; Onygenales; Arthrodermataceae. Gene Ontology annotation, cellular component: lysosome. Gene Ontology annotation, molecular function: thiolester hydrolase activity; palmitoyl hydrolase activity.